Pleurotus ostreatus (oyster mushroom) is the source of this 669-nucleotide messenger RNA. RefSeq lists its product as uncharacterized. The transcript is spliced from 2 exons. The record is from RefSeq and is a predicted model, not a curated record. Lineage: Eukaryota; Fungi; Basidiomycota; Agaricomycetes; Agaricales; Pleurotaceae. Bases 1 to 669 code for a protein of 222 amino acids.
AUGGCGCCGUUCAUCUUCCCAAGAGGAGACUCUGAUUCUUCGAUCCAUCCUGGAAUUUACGUUCUGGCUACCUUGGCAGUCGUCGUCCCAAUUGGAAUCCUCCUCAUCUACCGCCGACGCAUUUGGCUCUCACCGCUCUGGAAGCCCAUUUCAUACAAACUUGGCAAGCGAAGAUACGAAGCUGACAAACGCAAAGCUGAACAAGGUUGGGUUGAUAUCAAACCAUCAAUGGUGCAGCGACCGACUCAACCUCGGGAGACCAGACAAGUUCGCGCUCAGUAUCAAGAAAGCCCUGGGGGUGCAGUCAUCCCAACGUUGAACUAUCAGCAACCCCCAGCUCUUGAGCGCUCUCUUUAUUCUGCCCAGCCAAUGCAGCGAAGCUCGCCGGACAACCGUUACGCUGUAUCUCACGCUCCUGUCCUGACACCGAUGCCCCCUCCACCUCCCUACAGCGCACCGCAUAUCGCGCCUCCGCCAGCAGCAGCAGCUCGAUAUCCAUCUCGUCACGCGCCCCGAGCUCCUUCCAAGAGGGCCGACACUCCUAGGCUGAAGAAGGAUGAUCCUCGAGUCAACCCUUUCUACCCUGAUUGCGUCAACCAGCAGGCUGACUCAGGCAGUCGCUUUGUGGAACAUAGUAUUCGCGCUGUCCCGGGAAGGCGUCUCAACUAG